Molecule: messenger RNA, 657 nt
Organism: Sphaeroforma arctica JP610
Lineage: Eukaryota; Ichthyosporea; Ichthyophonida
Exons: 3
Coding region: 1-657 (218 amino acids)
Source: RefSeq, a predicted model, not a curated record
AUGUCUCUAGCCUGGUAUUCAUACCUAUUAACACACUUCAACAUUUUAACUGAGAGAUGCGUAGCAGAGAUCCCUGAUUGCUCAAAGAAAGCGAAAGACUUCUCACUUUCCGCCGAUCCCAAGAAUUACUGCGGUAGUUUCUUCAGCAAUAGAUUCCUUGGCGACCUUCUACAUGAUAUUGCAGCGAAUGACCGAGAAUACUACGACUUGAGAAUGCAGAACCUUUCAGAGUGGGAAGUACCUGCAGCAGGGGGUAAUCCCCAGAAGAUUGAUCUAAUUCAAGUGGGUACUGAUAAAGUAGGUUUACUGAAACGCUUGCAAUACCUUAUGGCCGACAACGAAGAUAACUUUUCGCAGCAGUUGCGUAGCUUCCUUGAACAAGACGGCGCCAUAUGGGUGGGGUCUAAGGUGAUCUCCCUCGAUAUCCGACACAUGCGCAAGUUAUAUGAGAUCAAAAUGACAGGGAAGGAAACACCACUGCGAAACAUACAGGAAUCCGAUAGUGAAGGCGCCAUACUGCUCUACACCAAGUCGGAAAGCAAAAUUGUAGCCGAGGGCGUACUAUGCAACACAGUAGCCGCUACUUCUGGUUGGAAACUCCAUAGAGAGAACGGUAGCACGCAGAAUUGGAAUGUAAAGAGAGAGAUGAAGGCCUAG